Molecule: messenger RNA, 2072 nt
Organism: Aethalodelphis obliquidens (Pacific white-sided dolphin)
Lineage: Eukaryota; Metazoa; Chordata; Mammalia; Artiodactyla; Delphinidae
Gene: PLA1A
Product: phospholipase A1 member A
Exons: 12
Coding region: 340-1710 (456 amino acids)
Biological process (GO): lipid catabolic process
Molecular function (GO): glycerophospholipid phospholipase A1 activity
Source: RefSeq, a predicted model, not a curated record
GUAGGACUUCAGCUGCAAUUGGAGACAAGAGAUAGCGUCUUUUUAAGAUCCUGUUCUAUUUGCUAUGCAAAUUCUCACUCUUCACAGCAGUCACAAUUCAGAAAGAGAUCAGACUUUCAGACUCCUUUUUCUCAAACCUCAAAACCUCCUCUCCAAGCUUGACUCUCAAUUGGCAACUUUGCUUCCUAUUUCUCUGAGAAAAUAGAAGCCAUCGAAAGAGAACAACUGUCACACCCAUCCUCACCUCUGUCUCCACCUACCCGCACCUGGGCUCCUGGGCUCUGCCUUCUCUCCUGACUGGGUCGGCUUCACCCCAGCUCUGAGACUUCCAGCUCAACGAUGGCCCCAGACCCCCGGGAGGGCUGCUUCUGGUCAUGGGGGCUUCUUCUGUGGCUCAGUGUUGGAAGUACAGGAGAUGCACCUCCUACCCCACAGACAAAGUGCACGGACUUCCAGAAUGCUAAUCUUCUCCAAGGCACCAAUCUCAAAGCCCACUUUCUCCUCUUCACCCCUUCUGAUCCUCUCUGUGGGCAGCUCGUGGAAGAAAGUAGUGACAUCCGGAACUUGGGGUUCAAUGCCACUCUAGGAACCAAGCUAGUUAUCCAUGGAUUCAGGGCUUUAGGAACAAAGCCUUCCUGGAUUGACAAAUUCAUCAGUGCCCUUCUGCAGGCAGCAGACGCUAACGUGAUCGCUGUGGACUGGGUUUAUGGCUCUACAGGUGUCUACUUCUCAGCCGUGGAAAAUGUGGUUAAGCUGGGACUCGAGAUCUCCCGUUUCCUCCGUAAGCUCCUGGUGCUGGGUGUGUCAGAGUCCUCAAUCCACAUCAUUGGUGUCAGCCUGGGGGCCCAUGUGGGGGGCAUGGUAGGACAUUUCUACAAAGGCCAGCUGGGACAGAUCACAGGCCUGGACCCUGCUGGACCGGAGUACACAAGAGCCAGCCUGGAGGAGCGCCUGGACCCUGGGGACGCCCUCUUUGUGGAAGCCAUCCACACAGACACGGACAAUUUGGGUAUUCGGAUUCCUGUUGGACAUGUGGACUACUACAUCAACGGAGGCCAAGACCAACCCGGCUGUCCCACCUCCAUUUCUGCAGGCUACAGUUAUCUGAUCUGUGAUCACAUGAGGGCUGUGCACAUCUACAUCAGUGCCCUGGAGAAUUCCUGUCCAUUGAUGGCCUUUCCUUGUACCAGCUACAAGGUCUUCCUUGCUGGACACUGUCUGGAUUGUUUCAACCCUUUUCUGCUUUCCUGUCCAAGGAUCGGACUGGUGGAACAAGGUGGUGUUAAGAUAGAGCCACUUCCCAAGGAAGUGAAGGUCUACCUCCUGACCACUUCCACGGCUCCAUAUUGCGUGCAUCACAGCCUUGUGGAGUUUUACUUGCUGAAGCUGAGAAACCAGGACACCUGCAUCACGGUCACCUUCCUUAGCAGCAGUGUCACCUCCUCGGUCACGAUCACCAUACCUAGACAGCAACGCCACGGGAAAGGAAUCAUAGCUCACCCCAGCCCUCAGUGCCAGAUAAACCAGGUGAAACUCAAGUUUCAGCCUUCCAACCGAGUUUGGAAAAAAGACCGGACUAUCGUUAUCGGGAUGUUCUGCACUGCUCCUUUGCCCGUCCAUGACAAUAGAAGGACCGUCUGCUUACCUGAGCCAGUGAACUUACAAGCAAGUGAGACUGUUUCUCAUGACCUGAAAAUAACCUGUAUAUAGUUACAUAAGGGCAGGAUACAUCUCCCUGGAUUGGGGGUGGCGGUUCAACUUAUUCUAAGCCAUUACUACUAAGAAAGAACACAAAAGUCUUGGUUAUUUUCCGCAUAAUUAGCUACCUUAGAGAGGAGAGAGAGCUCAUUUUACAGAGCUUUAUCUCCAUUGUGAAUUUAAAGAAGCUUACAGAGAUACCAUUUCAACUUUCCUAUUCAUACUUAACUGCAAUUGCCCCAUAUCCUUGGACAUCUGUACCUAGGAUUCAACAGAAACAUAUACAGGAAAAAGGCUCUUUUUUUUUUUUCAAAUAAAACUCCAUGGAAUAUCUGAAUCGUUUGUUUUAUUGGUAUGGAAUUCUGUUAUGUACA